Messenger RNA from Cephus cinctus (wheat stem sawfly), 4721 nucleotides. It is a transcript of the gene ed, whose product is annotated as hemicentin-1. Lineage: Eukaryota; Metazoa; Arthropoda; Insecta; Hymenoptera; Cephidae. Gene Ontology annotation, molecular function: cell adhesion molecule binding. The transcript is spliced from 7 exons. Gene Ontology annotation, cellular component: cell-cell junction. The coding region runs from base 1120 to 4689 and encodes 1189 amino acids. The record is from RefSeq and is a predicted model, not a curated record. Gene Ontology annotation, biological process: cell-cell adhesion.
CGAAGUGCUCGCGCCGCCUCGACUAUCUUCUUCAGCGAGGAAUGCCGAUCGGGAAACUUUGACGAUCCCGAGGAGCGUCGAGGAUAAAUAAUAAUAAUAAAGAUCGAGAGAGAGAGAAGGAAGGAUGCGUCCGGCGACGGUUUCUCAGAGGGAAGGGACUGGUCUGUAAAAAAUAAAAAAAAAAAAAAAAAAACAGUCUUCACUCCCAGCAAGGGACACGCGAACUUUUGGAAAGUCUCGUUUGCGCGAGGCCAAAAAAAAAUAAAUAAACACCGAGUCGAUUGGGAGGCCAAAGACUUUGAGAAAAAUUCCAAAGGAGUUUACUCGGAGAUUAUAUAAAAUUUGAGUUUUGUGCGCGUUCGUGCUCCGUGCUUGGAUUCGAUUAAUUUACGUAGUGAAAUAACCUGCUGAUUAUUAAAUCGCUGUAUAUAAUAAACGUCCGGCCAAGGCGAAGCCUGAAUCGACUGCGAUAAGCAAACGACCGAAAAGAUUUGUUGUGAGUGCGUGUUCGGUUACGGGACUUAAGGCCAAGGAGACUCGGGACAAUGUCGUUGGGUUAUUUCGGUGGAACUCGUCUCGGUUGGCUUUCCAGAUAUUUCGAAAACUCUUCGUAAUCGCGAUCGGUCGUCUCCACGGGAAUCAAGUGCUCAAGUCGGACAUUGAGAUUUCUCUGUCGGUCAGGACUUUCCGUCUCUACCGAUUCCCCUCGUACCGCGGCUUAGCCUCCUUGGAAUUUUCCUAGCGCGAAGCGAGUCUUCGCUCUCCGUCCUUCUCCGUUCCUCUUUGCGUGCUGCUUCUGUCUCCGUCUGUCACGCAGGCGGGCGCACGUGUUCCCAUCCACGAUCUUUAACGUAAAGGCUGUGAAGGCUGGUACACUGGGGUAUCGUCUUUAUCCAGUUUGCCCGUUGAAAAGUUACACGUUUCGCGCACGAGACUCGAAGUGCUUGCCGAAUCGGGAAUCGCGUGUUUCAAUUUAAUUGAAAUAUCAUUUGGCGUGAUGUGCGGAUAAAUUGAAGGUGUGGAAUAAGGAUACAUUGCGAAAGAGAAUAAUUGUCUGCGAUUUACUUGCUGCUGUGAACUGUAGUGAACAGGUGAACGAAAUUGGGUAAUUCUGCUUAAAUGGUCUCCGCGGUGGGAGGCGGUACGAGAAUGGCGAAUGGAGGAAACGACAAACGUCGGGACAUAAUCUGCCUGCUUCUGGGAUUAACCGCCCUGACACAGGCGAGAAUCACCGAGGAGACGCAAAUGGACACGCACGAAGGCUCGACGGUCCACUUGCAAUGCAGGUUUCCGCCGCCUGUAAACGUCACCAGCCUCUGGCUGAUCCACACCAACAACAAGCACGAGAAUGCUGCCGUCGACGAAGUAUCUCUGUCGCCGGAUUAUUCGGUCUUCAUGAACCUGAACGAGGGUCGAUACGAUCUUCAGAUCAAGAACGUGUCCUACGAGAGGGACAACGGAAAGUUCGAGUGCAGAAUCACGGGUCGCGGAACCGGAAAGAACCUGUACCGGGAGUACAUAACCCUUACCGUGCUGAGGGCACCCGGACCUCCGAGCAUCUCGCCGACCUCGGCACCCGCUACCGAAGGGCAGCGUCUUCAGCUUCAGUGCAACACCAACGGCGGAAGUCCCGAGCCUGACGUCAAGUGGUACAGGGGAACCAGCACGUCCCUGCUGCACGCUGGGAAGACCCUGGAAGUGAUACCCUCGAAGGAGGAUGACCGUGCGAACUUCAGAUGCGUCGUCAGGAACCGGGCAAUGCCAGAAGGUCAGACCCUUAACGCCACAGUUACCCUGGACGUCAAUUACUUUCCCAGGGUGACUGUCGGCCCGGAGAACCCGCUGAAGGUCGAAGCCAACGGCACCGCCACCCUGAUGUGCGACGUCGACUCGAAACCCAUGGUGGGCUCAGUCCGAUGGAUGAGGGACGACAGCUUCAUAGCCACAAACUUCAAGCACGUCAUCCGUAAGGUGACUCUCCAGGAUGCGGGCAGAUACACGUGUCUGGCUGACAAUGGCCUCGGGAGGACCGGAGACAAUUCCCUGGUGCUGGACGUCCUGUAUCCGCCGACAGUCGCCAUCGAGGGCGGGGUCAUCAGGGAAGCCGAUUUCGAGAGCACCGUUAUAGUCCACUGCAACGUCUCGGCCAACCCAAUGCCGUCCGUUAUCGAGUGGCUACGUGACGGCCGACCUGAAUUCCGUCAAUCUGGCAACAUCCUGAGACUGGUCCGGGCGACAGCCGAUCACGCUGGGAACUAUACGUGUCGCGCUCUCAAUACUAUUCAUCCGACCGGGGGAGAACGUCGGGAACACGUGGCGUCCGCUCGUGUUACCAUCAGAAUCCGACACGAACCUGGACCCGCACGUAUCACUCCUGAUUCCCCGGUGGCUGUCGAGGGAUCCCGGGUUAUCCUUACUUGCAUGGCCAGUCCGGCUGGGUACCCCGCGCCCAGAUACAAAUGGUGGAAGGAAGGAGACGGCGGUACAGGCAUAUCCGGUGGCGAGAUCUUGGGUCCGAAGUACGAGAUUGACUCCGUGCAUCUUGGCAGCGAAGGUACCUACAAGUGUCAUGCCAUGAACGAGAUUGGCAAUGGGGAACCAGCUUCGGUCAAGUUGACUGUACAUCAGCCGCCCAAGAUACUGACCAAGCUGCAACCUCACGUUACGAGAAAGGUCGGGGAAUCUUCCUUUGUCGUGUCCUGCGUCGCUCAGGGUAAACCGAAGCCAAACGUACGUUGGUUGAAGGACGACGAGGAACUGACGGCCGGCGCUAGUCUCUACGAAGUCAGUACAACGUCCACGGAAGGACAUAGCAACGUUAUCACUGUUAAUUCGACUUUGAGCUUCAUUGGUCACGGUCGCCCGAAAACUGACACUGUCGUCGCCAGCGAUCGCGGAAAGUACAGCUGUGUCUUUGAGAACGAGGUGAAGAAAGUCGAGUCGACGAUGAUGCUGAAGGUCGAGCACCAGCCAAUCGCUCUGCACGACCACGGGAAGGUGGCCUAUAAUCUUAAGGAAACGGCGGAAGUUGCCUGUAAAGUACAAGCCUGGCCGAAGCCCGAGUUCCAAUGGAGUUUCGGAACCAAUGCUGCGCCCCUGCAAGGAUCAUCCAGCGACGGGCAUUACGAGAUAUCGACGAGCAGCGACAAUUACGACGUGUACACCUCGGUGUUGAAAAUGACGAACAUCAGGGCCUCCGACUACGGCGUCUACAACUGCCGUGCGGCCAAUGCGCAGGGUAGCAUAACGACGACCAUAAGACUUCAAGAGAAGGGCGCACCCGAGAGACCGACCAACAUCACUCCCGUGGACGUGGGUCCGACUCACGUGGCUCUGCUUUGGCAAUUGGGCUUCGACGGGGGACUGCCGAUCACCAAGUACUUUGUUUCGUAUCGACGAGUAGCCGGUGGCGACGAGGUCGUGGCUCCCGACUGCGCGCCUCCUAGAGGACCGGCUGGUCAGUGGCUCGAGUUGGACUGUCGUAGGUCAAAUCCUUGCAACGUUACCAACCUCGAGCAACAUCAGACGUAUACCUUCAAAGUAAAGGUCUACAACACGAAGAAUCACUCCGACUACUCGGACGAGGUAAGCGCCACCACGGCCGUCGCAAAGAUUCCAACUCCUCUGAGAGUCAGCUACGACCCCGAGAGUAGCACAUUGGCUAUCAACGUGGGUGCGACCUGCCUGGCCUUGGUGGCCUUCAUCGAGAGGUCGGACGAGGCUGACAAUAUAUGGAAAGUCGUGGACGAGUGGCCUCUCGAAGUCCUUGGAAGUGCUCCUACUCAGAGGGAGGGUAGCCUGGACCUGGAGGGCUCCACUUCCGAUCCUCGUCUGAGGGUCAAACUCUGCCUCAAGGUGGAUCAUUCGAAGUGUGGAGAUUACGCCGAUGCCGAGAUUGGACCGUCCUACAUUGCCCAUGCUGGUGCCUUGGCGACUCCGACUUUGAUCGCGCUGGUCGUCAGUGGCGCCGUCUUUGUAUUGUUCGCUGCGCUGUUGCUCUUGUUCUGCCGCUGUCGCAGGAAACACGCGGCCAAGGCCAAAGAUUACGAGAUGGAUACGAACGCAGUGCGCCCGAGUCUCGUUACCGGAAAUGGCCAACAGACGCAAGCACCUCCGCCCUAUUACGCUGAAAAUAAAGCGCUUGAACAUAGUUUGGACCAUGCACUUGCUCUUGAGGAGUCAAAGACUCCCGCGUACGCGCAGCCUGGUUAUGGCUACCACCAGCCGAAUCAUAACAUCAAUGGUGAGAAUGGCGUCAACAUGGGCUACAUGGAUAACAGCUAUUCGAAUUCGAAUAACGGAGGAUCUGUCAACUCUCAAGAUUCUAUUUGGCAAAUGAAAACGGCCGCUGCGAAUGGCGUUAAUCAACCUUACGACAUGGGCGGUUACGGUACCACGGAAUCUGAUUAUCCUGCGCAUCCUCACUAUCUUCCUCAGCGCGAAGAUUAUCGCGAGAGUCAUAAUUUGAGUCGUCAGCAAUUCUGCUCGGAGCCUUUCGCCGCUGUUGUUAAAUCGCAAAAACACGUUGAUUCGCCAUACGACGUCUCGGGGCUCCCCUACCAGGAAGGCUACGACGAGGACACGAAGCCACCGCAACAAGUGAGUCUCUCGUAUGACGAAAGCCUCGAAUCCGGAUAUUCCACCCCCAACAGCCGUGGCCGUAGGAUCAUCAGAGAAAUAAUCGUCUGAGAUCAGCCCACCGGCGCGCGAGCCGGAAAAAC